AUGGAAUAUAGGAAGCAAUUCAACGCACGGCACCAAUACAACGGCGAGGGCGUGCAAAGGUUUGUGCAAGAAUUGCGCCGGCUGGCCAGCAGAGCGUUUGAAAAUGAUUGGCCCGCGGAAGUGGAGAAGAAGUUGCUGGAACAACUAGCCGAGGGUUCCAGAUCCAAUAACGUACGACGGCAUCUGCUCAUGAACCCACCAUCGGACUUGGAGGGGGAUGUCAAACGUGCAGAAGAUAUGGAGAAGCUAGAGGCGGCCACAGCAGCACCUGGAGAAUGUCUAGCGGUGGGGCACGAUGGUGCACAAAAGGGUCAGACAUCAGGUGUGGCAGAGAGGCUGAGGAAUGCGACGACCGUGGCGGCCCAAGUAUCGGUUCCAGCACAGAUCACCAGCCCGUGGCAUAACAGGACAUUCAACUACGGUGGACGACAACCUGGUGAGUCCAAGCAAAAAAACGUUGAAUAUCCCCACUGUUUGCUACCAGUCAAAUAG
Echinostoma caproni is the source of this 492-nucleotide messenger RNA. The record is from the annotation of a GenBank genome assembly. Lineage: Eukaryota; Metazoa; Platyhelminthes; Trematoda; Plagiorchiida; Echinostomatidae.